GCGCUGUUGGCCACCAUCACUCCAGCCUCGAUCGCGUCUACUGCCUCCCUUCUCUUCUCCCCCCGGCACUGUCGAUUCUCGCAAACAAAUAUAUCAGUGCUAAGCACACAGAAGCCUUGUAACAGUCCAACAUGGCACCCAAGGCACCUCGAAAGGCCUCUGUCUCCGGACGCGACUCUGCAGCCACAAGUGGUUCAAAGGCAUCGCAGAGUACAUCUAUGCCACCCCCACCAGUUCCUGUUCCACCAAAGGGCAUCUUGGAACCAGAGGUUGAAGCCCUCUCAAACUGCCUGAGAAGUGCUACAGUGAAGACGGGACAGAUCUACGGGUUUUACGCAGAUGCUAAGAAACUGGGCAUACAACAGUAUGCAUCACGGCCACCCCGCUCCCUCACCGCCUCCCUAGGACGCGAGGUUGAGAAGUACGAUCAACUAUGCGACGCAAUCGAGUCCCAACUGCAACGUGCAAUAGCCGUUCUACAGCGCGACAUCCACAGGGAGGAGCAGCGUCUCAAAACUGAAGCUGAAGCUGCCGCCGCGGCAGCGGCCAAAGCAGCAGCAGCCGAGGCCUCGACAUCAUCCUCUUCACCAAUGGUAUCCCCGACAUCACCCACACUAUCCAAUCCUUUUACCGGCCAGCCCCUUGAGUCGUCACCUGAAGGCACAGGCCCGAAGCCUCUCCCAACUCCCGCACGCCGCCAGUCGACCGUCUCGCUCUCGUCCCUGCAGCGCCCGAGCUUCCAGCACAAGCUCGACCUCUCCGGUGUCAGCAUGCGCAUCAACCCCGACGAGCUCCUGUCCGGCAUCCCGAGCGGGCUGUCGUCCCCUGUCACCCUCGCACCGAAGUCUUCGCACCGGACGAUCCCGCAGGAGCUCGUCAUGGCUGCGCUCACGGAAGCAGCGAACAGGCCUGUGGACGUAGACUUGACUGUAGACGCAGACAUGGAUAUGUCCCAGGCCGCCAGUGCAGCCGUCGCUUCGCUCGAUCCCACCGCGGGGACGUCCGCGGACAAGCCGAUCGAGCUCGACCUAGACAUGGACAUUGAGCUGUUCAACGCCGCUGCCGAUGCGGCCGCGCGCGAUGGGAACCAGCAGAUGUUCAACCAACCCGGAGUGCAGUCGACAGGCGGUGGUUCCGCAAGCAUGGUCCCCGACGUGAAACCCAAGCAAGAAGAGGACUUCUUCUCUGACGCACUAAAUGCCGGGAACGCUUCGGGUGACAUGGGUGAUAUCCUAGCGUCCUUUGGCCGGGCUUCCGAGCAUGGCGACGCGAGUCGGCCACAGCCGUCAAUGUCGGGCCCUAUGAAGGUGCCUUCCCCUGGCUCACUCCUUGCGUCCUUCGACACUUCCCAGCAUCAUCCCGCGGGUCCAUCGGGUCAGCAGAACGAGGCGCAGUUCGACUUGAACUCAAUUGAUCUAUCGAACUUUGGCGACGAUAUGUUCGGUGGACAUAAUGAGGAGCCGACGACAAUGAGCAUGUCGGAGGUGGAGAAUUUGUUCAACAUGGAUUCAUUAGGAGGUGAAAACAAAGAAGGUACUGCAUCCUGAAUGUCGGAUAUUUGCUGUCAGUCGCAUUGUAUCAUAGCUUUUGCACACAUAUUCAUUAUCGACGUCGCUUGCUUCGGAGGUAGGCAAGAGUGAGUGGAAUCGAUCUCAUUAGUCACUAGCGCUAU
Messenger RNA from Rhodofomes roseus, 1672 nucleotides. RefSeq lists its product as uncharacterized. NCBI's taxonomy places the organism in Eukaryota, Fungi, Basidiomycota, Agaricomycetes, Polyporales, Fomitopsidaceae. The transcript has 4 exons. The coding region runs from base 132 to 1547 and encodes 471 amino acids. The record is from RefSeq and is a predicted model, not a curated record.